AUGUCGACCAACGCCCCCGAAACGAACGAGGAGCAGGCGCCGACGGCACCCAACUCGCAGGAGGUUUCUGCCCCCGGCGCUCCUCCGGCUGACGGUGCCGCCGCCGCCGCUGCUGCUCCUGCCGACGGAGCUGCCGUUCCCGAGGCAGUCGCGCCUGGCCCCGAACCGAAAGCCAUCACGCGCAAGGAUAUGUCUCUUCGCGAGUUCUUGACCAAGAUGGACGACUACGCGCCGAUUAUCCCCGACGCAGUCACCAACUACUACAUGACCAAAGCCGGUCUUCCCCCUCCGCCGCAGACCGAUCCCCGUCUCGCGCGCCUCCUCGCUCUCGCAACACAAAAGUUUAUCGCCGACAUCGCCGCCGACGCGUACCAAUACAGCCGCAUCCGCGCAUCUAACAGCAACGCAAACAACCCCAUGGGCAACCUCGGCGCCGCCGCCGGCUUUCCCAUCCCUGGCCAGCCGACUGGUCCCGCAGGCGCCAAGGAUCAAGGUCGCGGCGGGCCGCUGGGUAUCCAGCGACCUGGUUACGGAGGUGGUGGGCAGGGAGGAAGCCAAAACCGGACGGUGUUGACGAUGGAGGACCUCGGCAUGGCCGUGGGCGAGUACGGGGUGAACGUCAAGCGGAGCGAGUUCUACCGAUAA
Molecule: messenger RNA, 645 nt
Organism: Colletotrichum karsti
Lineage: Eukaryota; Fungi; Ascomycota; Sordariomycetes; Glomerellales; Glomerellaceae
Product: transcription initiation factor tfiid subunit 10
Exons: 2
Coding region: 1-645 (214 amino acids)
Biological process (GO): transcription initiation at RNA polymerase II promoter
Cellular component (GO): nucleus; transcription factor TFIID complex; SAGA complex
Molecular function (GO): promoter-specific chromatin binding; RNA polymerase II general transcription initiation factor activity
Source: RefSeq, a predicted model, not a curated record